AUGAGCGUUUCCACAGAGUGCAGUUUCCAGCCAGUGUCUGACCGGGACCCUCACGCUGCUGAGUACUCCUCCAUGAUUAGCUUCGACAUGACUCAGCCAAGCAGCCCCCGGUCCCCUUCCAAACUGUUCAAGAAUCCAGAGGGAAAGGGAAUGUUGGAUCGCUUCACGAGUUUCUUUCAAAGGAAAAAGAGCGGCAAAAGGCAUCAGUCAGCCACCUCCACCAGUUUAAGUUCACCAAGUUCUCCCGUGUCUCCCCGUUUCCCCUCGUCUCCCUACGAAGAUGGACAAAAGAUUCCAACAGAUUCUCAAAAAAAUGGUGAGCUAACUGCGCCACAUGAUGCUGAAUCCAGAGCGGAGAUGGGCGAAACUCUGAGCCGCACCUCCAGUCCCAGCGCCUCCAGCGUGGUUUCUCUGAAGACGGAUGAUCGGGAUCUCCCGUUCGCAGACAGCAACAGCAGCGGCAGGAGCAGUGUGAGGGAAGUGCACGUUUGCAGGGUCAGCACAGCAGAAGAUGAAAAGAAUUCUGGGAAAGCUGCAACCGCCGCCGCAGAGCUUGAAUCUGCUGCUCAUCCAGAUGCUAGCUCCUACUCAGAUUUAGACUUGACAAAGUCGGUGGUGGAGGAAGUUAGUAAGAGGCUGCAGGUUAAUUUGGAUGAAAAUAUGCCUAGCUGUAGCGAGGAAAACAUUGUUACCCCAACAACCCCACUGUCUGUUAACUUUUCACUUUCCAAGACAGCUGAGACUCCGAAGUCUCCUAACUUGACCUCUAUAUGCUUAGCAUCAAAGAAAACUGAGGUAAAAGUUGGAGACAAGGGGCACAGCACUGUUUUAAAAGGAAUAACUUUAGGCUCUCGGUUCUCUACAUCACACAGCAUCACAACCCAGCAGGAAAUUAACCCUCCAGAAGUAGAAAGGCGAGGCUCGGGGUUCACGAUAUCCACUGCCGGCUUGUCCGAGAACAUCGCAGCAACUACUGGUACAUGGAGCUCUUCACCUGAGAGACAGCAAACACCCAGAGCAGAUUCUCCUGUCCAAGUCCACAAAGCCAUCUGGGUGGAAACAUACCUGGGAGACGAACAGGAGGGGGAGGGAAGACGACUGAAACAAGAAGAGGAGGGCAUAAGAGCAGACUCGCCUCCUCUGCUUGCUAUACCUGUUACUGUAAUACCUGAGGAUGAUUCAGUAACACAGGAAGAAAGCCCCUCUGCCCUGUCAGGGAGUUUGCUAACCAGUGGCAGCUUGCCAGCCUUGGCAGUGACUUCAGAGGAGUUCCAGACAAUUUCACCUCAGCCGGAAGAGCCCAACACUGGUACAGUCUCACCACCAGGUUCACUUCAGGAGAGAAGAACGCUCAGGGAAACUCGUGUGACACGCAACACUGUGAAUCUGCCUUCGAAGGACAAAGUUUUGGCCCAGAGGGUGUUUAUUAACCCUGAGCUGAGUUUGGAAGGAGGUGAGGAAUCCAUCGCAGAGUCCACUUCUGAGACCUCGAACCCAGCAGAGCUGAAACCGAUAACAAUCCUUCAAGACAACAAUGACGCAGAAAUCAAAGAUAUCAGCCUUGAACUAUCCACAACUACAGAAGAGACCUCACAGCUUGGUACAGACACUCCUGAACUUAUAGUUAAAGUAAAAACAGACUCUGAGGCCUCUGACUUUGGAGAUACUGCUGCUCCUUUAGACAUGAACAAAACAAAGUUGCAAGCUGUGGAAUUUGGAGUAAAAAGUCAAGGACCCACUAAACGAGGAGUUAAAGGAGCAACAGAAAGUCAGCAUACCACAGAAAGUGGAACAAAGCCCUCGUCCUCCGCAACUGGAGGUAGGGUCAGGAAUGUCACAAGAAAGGCAAAAGGGUUCACAGAGGUCACAAAAAUAGAAACUUCCACUGAUUGUCCACCACAAAGGGAGCUUACUUGUGACAAAACAUUUUCUGGAUUUCCAGUACUUAAAGAUCAAAGUGCCAGUAGUCCAAAUGCUACAGGUGCAAAGUCUAAAAUCCCCAAAAGGUCACCAUCAGAUACUGAUCCAAAAUCACCACUAACACCUGAUAAAAUGUCUUUCCCUGAUGUUUCAGGGUCAGCAGUUACUUCCAAACUGCAAAAACAACCCAGAUCCAAAGAACCUGUGAAACCUCCACCCAAACCCUCCAGGAAACCAAGUUUGGAGGAAGUUAAGGUUGGGAGGUCUGCGUCAGGAAUUGUUUCCCCCACAAAAAACAUCUACAAGACAGGAAUAAAACUUGUUAGAGAAAAGUCAAAUGAGAACUUUAAGUCUGGAAACCUUGUAAAUGGCAUAGUAAAGGAGCUCGAGCAGAAAAGUGUGCAAAGCGGACAACCACCCAACACUGAUGUGAAGAAACAGCAGCUGAACCAUCUGGAGAGCAAUGCUCUUUUUGCAUCAAAGAGUCGCCUACCUGUUUCAUCCCCAACAAAAAAGAAGAGCGAUGAAAUAAGUCAGACAAGUUGUAACACAACUAAAAAAGUUCUGUCCAGUCAGACAGACUUGGACAAGACUGAAACAGUCCAGAACCAAAGUCCAGAGCAGCAGGAAGCUGCUCCUGAUAAUGAGGGGCCUGAAAGCAAGACAACUCCACUUCCAGGAAGUCCUAAGAAAGGAGUAGGAAGCAUGGCAGCAUUUAAGUCAUCCAAACAGGCCCCUAAAAGAAGCAUUAGCCAUGAAGAGAGUGACACUUCGAGCUCAGUUAUCUCUCCCCCUCCCAUCAAAGAAAAACCUGUACUUUCGAGGUUAUACAAGCAAAAUGACACCACCAAACAACACAACAAAUGGCCUGUAAAGGAUUCACCUGAGGCCUCAUCAUCUGGGAGUAAGCUUCCCACAAGAGGUCAAAGAAGCUCCUACAAAGGAAAACCUAAAAAUCAUCAAGAAUCAACUAAAUCUGAGGACUCACAUCACAACACAUCUACAGAGACUUCUGUGAAAACUAAAGUUUAUGCUACAGCAGAUAAAAUUAAGAACAGUGACAACAGGUUCAAGAUCAAAUCUGCAGAGGAAUGCAUUAAAAUUACAGAUAAACAGACCAGUGUAUGUGAAACCAUGAAAGAAGAAAUAACCACAGAGGGAUUAGAGGCAAGCAUACAGAACACUACACCUGGAGAGAUUCCAGAAAUCCAAUCUCUCCAAAACAGUGAUGUAAACAUUACAGACAACGUUCAGGUAAACGUUUCAGCAGCGACAGCCUCAGUAACUGAAGUAAUGCAGAUCAGUGUUGAUGAUAAAGAAACAUCAUCUCAGUCACAUGUUACAGACAUAAAGAAUGCUGAGACCGAAGGAGAGGUGAAUGCCAAACACACAAAAUAUGAAAUUCAAUCAGCUCCUGAUAAAACACAGAGACAGGAAACAUUGAUAUCAUCAACAACUUCCCCUAGAAUAAAAUACAAAGGUAUAUCAGAGGAGCUAACAAGUAAUACAAUACUUGACUUAAACCAGGAAGAGAAAAACACUGAAUCUAUGGCAUUGGAAACAACUCACAAGGAUGUAACCAAUAUGUCUGCCAAACCUGGGUUGGAUGAUGGCAUUCUCUCUGACAUAACAACCUGUUCUGAUCAGAGAAGUGUUUCAAUUUGUACCAUUCCCUUCAAAGAUAUAAACACAGCAACUUCCUUUUCAGAAGCAAUUCUCCCAGCUAAAUUGACCCCAGAAGGCAAAUAUCCUGAACCAGAAGAUAUGCACUCACACAUCCUCCCUGCAGGAUUGAAUAUUGCUGCACCGGUCAAUUCAAAAUACUAUUUGAAGGAUCAAACCACAGACAAAAAUGACAGCAAAUUAAUGUUGGAUGCAACAAAAGAUUUAGACGUAGAGGAGCAAAGUAAAGAGGAGGUUGGCUGGAAACCAGCUGCAGCUUUGGACAUUGAAACAGAGACUGUAACUGUUUGUGAAUUUCCCAAGAACUUUGAAAAUCAGUCAGACAAAGAGACCCUUUUAAAAGACUCUGAGCGUAGGGAGAACAACUCAAAACUAGGCGAAACACUUAAUACUGCAGCAAUAGAAAGCACAGGCACACAUAAAAGUAGCAUAGAUGGGCUCAAAGACAGAGCUAUGGAGGGUGGAGAUGGAGGACUUGCAACUUCAGAGAAAUCAACUGGGCCAUCAUCUCUUGAAAAACUCUUCCAGUCUGAAACUACAGUGGAACAACAGGAAGUAGCUAAAAACAACUCGGAAGGAAAGAGGGCAGAGCAAGCAAAGAGUGAAAAACAUGAAACUGCAUUCAGUGUGACUGAUCCAGAACAGGAAACCAAACAACACUUAACCAAAGAAGAAGAAGAAAAAGUCAAGGAUAAUUACAGAGAAAUGGAAUUCAAAGAUGCUGCUGAAGUAAAAGAAAGAACAUCUCCAGAAAUAUCAGUCACUAACAAAAAAAUAUUUAGUGCUAAAUCCAAAGAGGACAAUAAAGAAAAAAAGAAGUUGACUACCAGAGACCAACGAAUAAACGAUAAAAUAACAGAACAAAGUGUUGAUAUGACAGCAGAGUCCAAAUGUCUAGAAGUUCACAUGGGAAAGAAACUUGAUCCAACACAAGAUCUAAAUGUUUUAAGUAUUGAAACUCAGAGGGCUGAAAGUAUACACAGUAACACAGAAACUAAUAAAUUAUCAAUGAAGUAUUUGGAGAGUAACACAACAGUUGUGAACAGUGAUAUUCAGACAGGAAUCCAGUCAGAGUUUGAGACUUUAAAUGUGCAUCAGCAUGUUGACACAGUAGAUCAAGACAGACAUGUGAAUUAUAUUUCAGAUCACAAAAAAGAGACCAUAAGAAGUGAAAAAGUAAAAAACAAGAAGACUGAAGGACUUGAUGCAACUUUUAAAGUAAAGUCUGUAAACUUUCAAACUGAAGGAAAUGAGGAAUCAGUCGAAGCCAUUGAGUCCUCAGAAGGUUUGAACACUGAACAUCCAGUUGCUAUCAGUGAGGACAGCAAGCAACAAGUCCAGAUGGCAACAACUGUUAGCGAUGAUGAAAAGUUAUCAACAUCCAAAUAUGCAAAAUUUGGAAUAAAUGAGAAAUCCACAACAAAAACUCUAAAGAAGGUAACGGAGAGUCAGUUUCAGGAGCUACAAAUUUCAACCACCACUGGUCAGGGUGCUGAAGGAGCUGAAGAUGACUCUAAAACAAAGGAUAUAUCAGCAGACAGUUUGGCGAAUGAGUCAACAACUGCAAACAGUGCAAGUGAACCAGGAACUGUUCAAGACCAAAAGUUUGUCAUUGUUAAAGAUCAAGAUUCAAACAUAAUAAAACCAGACAAAGAAAUGCUGACAGAAUCUGAAAUUCUGAAUCAAAAAUCAGAAGAAGGUUCAAAGAUUGUCAGUAGCGAAGUUCACAAACAGAAAUCAAAUAAGCAGUUAUUUGAGACAACUCAAGUUCCUAAUAAAGCAAGCACUUACAAUGAAGAGACUAAAGAGAAAAUGAAAAUCAAAGAUUCAUCUUUAGAACAUUUGGUGAAUGAGACAGCAGUUCCAGAUGAUAUUAAUAAGGUUUGCGGCCAAAAUGUUCAGAAACCCAGAACUACUGAAGAACAAGAUGUGGACAAAAUAAAGCCAAGCUUACAAGAUUUGGCAGAAUCUAUCCUUCCAAGUCAUAUAUCAGAACAAAAAUCACUGACCUCAGAUGAUGCAGUUCAAAAGAAGGCAACAGUGAGCCAUUGUGUGGAUUCCCCAGUUCCUAACGCUCUACAGUCCGACAGUGAAGGCACCAAAAAGAGAAGUGAACUUACUGAUUCAUCUUUAGAGAGUUUGUUGAAUGAAACAGCAAAAAUUGCUCAUAUUUGUAAGGGUACCAAUGAAGAGAUCCGCAAGUUCAAAACCGAUGACCACCAAGAAGCAGAGAUCGUGAAACCUGUUCAAGAAUCUACAACUUCAAAUACAGACGUAAAACUAAAUUUAGAAACUGUAGGAGUGGAAAAUCUAGAAGAAAAAAAAGGGAGUCAAACUCAAGAGAUUAAAAUUGCAGCCACUGUAAAUCAGGGGGCUGAACAAGUUAAAGACAUCUCUAAAACAAAAAAUGCAUCAGUGGAAAGUUUGGUAAAGGAGUCAGGAAUUGUUAAUCCAACUAGUGAACUUGAAAUUCAGCAAGACACAAAGCCCAUGAUUCCCAGAGAUCAAGAAAGGAACCUAACAAAACCAGAACAAAACAAAUCAGAAACUGUGAAAAUCGAUGUUCAAGAGAGGACAAAAGAAAGACACUGGGUGAAUGCACCUCAAGAUUUUAACUCUUCAUAUAUUAAUACUGAAGGCACAGAGGAAAAUACUCAAGUUGUGGAUUCUUCUUUAGAGAGUUUAAUGACUGAGAAAACAGGUUAUUUUAGUGAGGUAAUCAACCAACAGGUAAAUAAGUCCAAAACUUUAGAAGAACAAGAUGUGGUCACAAUUAAACCAAAUCAAGAAUCUAAAUCAGCUACUGACCUGACACAUAAACUGGAAACUGUGAGAAAAGAAUACCCAGAGGAAACAACAAAGAGCCCAAAUCAUGAGCAAAAAACUACUAUCACCAUAGGUCAGAGUGCUGAAGGAGCCAAUGACUACUCUAAAACAGGGAACACAUCGGGAGAGAGUUUGUUGACUGUGGUGACAAUAGCAAACACUUUUAGCGAUGUUGAAAUCAUUCAAAAUUCAAAGUCCAAACUUUCCAGAGACCAAGAUACAUACACUAUAAAAUUGGACCAAGACACAUCAGCAAAGUCUGAAUGUCAAAAUCAAACAUCAGAGCAAGAACUACAGGCUGAUGUUAAAGAGAAAACAACAAAGAUGCAGACUGUGGAUGGAAUUCAAAGCUUUAGCGCCAUAAGUACUUCCACUGAAGGUCCAAAAGAAAUACCUGAAGCCAGGGACUCAUCUAUCAUGUUUUUGGCUAAUGAGACAGGGGCCACAGAGCAGGUCCAGAGUUUCAAUACUACUGCAAACAUAACAAAACCAGACCAAAACAAUAUGGCAAAACCUAAAUACCCAAAUACGGACUUGAAAGAGAAACCAGAAACUGUAAGAACAGAAACUCCAAAAGAAACACUAAAGACCCAAAUUCAAGAACUACACAUUCGAGGUGCCACAGUUCAAAGUGUCGAGGAGGUUAAAGAGAACUCAGAAGUCAAAGACUCGUCAGUAGAAAAUUUGGUGAAUGAUGUAAUUCAAAAAUCUGAUAUUAACACCCAAAAAACCCAGAAAAUGUUAACUGUAAAAGAUAAUGUGGUUAUUGGAACUCUAGCAGGAGACACUGAUUUUAAAGCUCUUGCUGUCAAACAAGAAGAUGAGGCAAAGACUUUAGUAACAGACGUUCAAGAGAAGAAAACCAACAAUGCUGAAUUAGUCACUGCUAAUAUGACUGACAAGGAACAGACACCAAAAAGCCAGAUUAAAAUCGGAACUGAACUUGAAACUCAUGUGAUUGACAAGGAUCAGCUGUUAAAGGCGUCAAAGGUAGAUCUAAAGAAAAAGCCGGAAUCCAUUUCUGUACAAAACAUAUCACACACAAACAUUGUUGCAAACCAAAAAGAAACUCUCUCUCUCAAUUCAGAUGAAGUUUUCUUUAGCAGUAAUGCUCCGAAGUGUGAUAAAAACUUUAAAGAAUAUACACAAGAUCAUAAGCUAGCUUCAGUGACUUCUGCAGAUCAAGGUUUGAAACAAAUUCUACAAGAGACAAAAAAGAUACCAAUAUCUGACAAGAUUUUGUCUCUUUCUGUUCCAUUGAAACCAUCUUCUCAACCUCAAGGUUUUCCGUUAAACACGGAAUCUCCAUCUUCCUGGUUAGAUGUGGAGCACCAUCAGAAAAAAAAUAAGGAAAGUAAAAACAGAACAAAUGCAUCAACAAGCAAAGAGGAAUCUCUUGAGCCUGAUGACAUUAAUGAUUUCCUUAAGAUUGUUAAGAAAGGAGGAAUUCCUUUUUCAAUUCCGCCAAAGAAGCGUGUUCGCAAGAAGCCCCCGUGUCUACCUUUUGUCAUGCCAGCCAUCAAGGAGGACCAUUUUGAGCGGGCAUUUGAUCCAAAGGAAUUUCAAUUUGGCUUAAGAAAAAAUGGCAAAAAAAUGGAUCUUUCUCCAGCAAUGGUGAUUAAACAAAAAGCAGCGGCAAGGGAAGAGCAAAACCUGGAAAAACAUUCUCAAGAGAAUGGCACCUCAACAUACCAAAUAGAAACUGUUAAGGUAGACAAACAAAAUGUAGUCAAAGAGGAGAACCAAGCUGAAGCAGGAAGAGUAGAGGGACAAAACAAUGAGCCUGGAAAAAUUACAUCAAGACUUGAAAGGAUGACAAUUCUCUCUGGUUUGUUAAGCUCUCCUCGGACCUCCAGAAAGACAAGAGAGGGAGUUACCUCUGUCUCAAAUACUAAAGUAUCUUCUAACCUGCAGCAAGGCAUGCCCUCUCUUGGACAGGUGGGGCUUAUUGACUUACCUCUUCCUGCUGCCACAGCUGAUAACGGAGGUGUGACUGGUACAGAUCAAGGCUCAGUUAUGGGCGGUGAGACAGUCACAGUCAGUGAGUCAGCAAUUAGCCCCUCCUCUCCUCCUUCUUUGCCUACACUCUCAGAGACAAAGCUGCCUGAUCAUUUACAGAAAUACCUUACAAAGGACAAAGAAGAAGUAGAGAGACCUAAGGACUCUACACAAACUAAGCUAAAAUCUGCAGCUAUGGAACAAAAGUCAGUAAUGGAUAUUUCUCAUGUGGAUCUGACCGGAAAGGAACAGAAGUCAGUAACAGAUCUGUUUAUCAUGGAUGUGGCCCAAAAGGAACAUAAGUCAGCAACAGAUCGAUCCAUUGUGGAUAUGGCCCAAAAAGAACUGAAGUCAGUAGCAGAUCUAGCUAUUGUGGAUGUGGUCCAAAAGGAACAGAAGUCAGCAACAGAUCGAUCCAUUGUGGGUAUGGCCCAAAAAGAACUGAAGUCAGUAGCAGAUCUGUCUGCUGUGGAUGUGGCACAGAACAAAGCAAGAGGAUUGAAUUCAACCACAAACUACAGCCAGCAAGUCUCUCAAAAUGGACUUUCUACUUCCAAAACUAAGACGCCUGUUGUGAGAGGGUUCCACAAAAGACCUGGAAAGAUUGUCUUACAUGAACAUGCUCAAUUUGGCGGGGAGUCGUAUGAGAUUUACGGUGAUGUGGAGGAUUCCUCACAGAUGAAGCUGUCUCCUGUAAUAUCAGUCAAAGUCGUCCGAGGAUGCUGGCUUCUUUAUGAAAAGCCUGGCUUCCAGGGCCGUAUCAUCGCCCUCGAGGAAGGUCCAUCAGAGCAGAUAGUGAACAUUUGGGCAGAGGAGGGAACUCCAGAGACUGUGAAUGAGAUGGGUCAGCCCAUUCCUACAGCACCACUGGUCAUAGGUUCUCUUCGACUAGCAGUCAGAGAUUACAGCGUCCCCAGAAUUGACCUGUUUGCGGAGGUGAAUGGGAUGGGGAGGAUGUCAUCUUACUGUGAUGACACCAUAGAGCUAGACUCCUACGGGAUCCCACCGACCACAGGCUCCAUCAAAGUUCAAUCUGGAGUGUGGCUGGUGUUUUCUGAUCCAGGCUUUGAUGGAUUACUUGGAGUUCUGGAGGUUGGGGAGUAUCCCUGUCCAGAGAGCUGGGGUUUCCCUGAACCCUUCAUCGGCUCACUCAGGCCUCUCCGAAUGGGAGCCAUAAGGGUAGAGCAUCCAACUGACGUUAAGGCUCUUGUGUUUGAGAACCCCAACUUUGAAGGAGAGUGUUUGGAGCUGGACAACGACGUCUACAACUUGCUGGAGCAGGAAGAAAGAGGAACAGAUGUAAAGAAAACAACACUUUCCACAGUUGGCUCAAUGAAGAUCCUUGGCGGGCUCUGGGUGGGCUAUCAGGAAGCAGACUUUGAAGGCCAGCAGUACAUCCUGGAGGAAGGGGAGUAUCCUAACUGCAGUGAGUGGGGGGGCUCUGAGGAUGGGCUUCUAUCACUGAGACCUGUAGUCGGGGAUUUCCAGUCCCCCCACCUCAGACUGUUCAGCGAGCCAAACUUAAAUGAGCGGGGCAUCAAAGUUGAUUUGAUGGGUCAUGUUCUGAACAUGGAAGACGUCAACCACAGCUGCAAAACCCAGUCCGUUAAUGUCACGGGGGGAGUCUGGGUGGCAUUUGAACACCCUGGGUUCAGUGGAGAGCUCUAUGUUCUGGAGAGAGGCAUGUACUCGAACCCUGAGGACUGGGGAGCACAGAACUUCAAGAUCUCGUCCAUACAGCCUGUUCUCCAUGAUAUGCUGUCGGGAACAAGAAAGUUUAAGGCCCAGCUGUACUCUGAACCAGACUUUCAAGGAAAGGUGCUGGUCCUGGAAGACAGCGCUGCACUUCUGGAUCACGACUUCACUCCCAGAUCUUGCAAAGUUCUGGCCGGCAGCUGGGUGGCGUACGAGGGAGCCCAGUUUACAGAGAACAUGUACGUCCUCGAGGAAGGAUGGUACCCCAACACUGAGGCCAUGGGUCUCCUAUCGUCAGACUCCAACAUUCGAUCUGUGCAGAUUACCGGAUUUGAGUUCUCCCUGCCCUCCAUCACCUUGUUCAGUAAAGUGGGCUGCAGAGGUCGCAGGACUGUGUUGAAUGGAGGAGCUAUUAACCAGCUGAAGGCAGGAAUGAAUGCCCACAUCCGCUCCCUGGUGGUGGAUGGAGGGAUGUGGGUGUUGUAUGAAGGUAAUAACUACAGAGGUCGACAGCUACUUGUCCAACCAGGAGAAGUGGGUGAUAUGUGCAAAUAUAUCGGGUGGCAACAAAUAGGGUCCCUUCGUCCAUUAAUGCAGCAGAAACCGAUGUACUUCCGUCUGCACAACAAAGAGACGGGAUGUCUGAUCUCUUUGACGGGAACAAUAGACGACAUCAAACUGAUGAGGGUUCAGGCCGUGGAUGAGACGGGAGGAGAAGAGCAGAUCUGGCUCUAUCGGAACGGACUAAUCACCUGCAAGCUGUUGGAGGACUGUUUCCUGGAGACAGCAGGUGACGUGUUGAUGUCGGGAAGUCGACUGUGUGUCUCCCCCGAGCAAGGCAAAGAUAACCAGCUGUGGAGCAUCACCCAGGAGGGUCUGGUGCGCUGCUCCCUCAACCCUGACUUGAUCCUGGAAGUCAAAGGUGGUCAUCAGUUUGACAAGAACCAGGUGAUCCUCAACACGUUUGAUGAACACAAACUGAGUCAGAGGUGGACUUUGGAAAUCCUGUGAUCUGAGGACCAGCCCAAGCUACGAUACCUUGCGAUUCCCAUGAUGCACCUCUGUCAGGAGACUGAGCCCUUUGAUGCAGCUCCACUGAGGAGCUCACAUGAGAAAUGUGCUCUGCAAUGGACAUUUUUUUACUAGUUUACUCUUGCAGAGGAAUAUUUUAUAUAAUUUUCUUAAAAACAACUAAUGAAUAAUGUAAAAUGUUGCCUUUUAGUCACUUCAAUGUCAAACACUUCAUACCAAAGACUCUUGUUUUCUACAUAUAUUGAAAACUCUGCCCUGUUUCAUGCUGCAUACUUUCUUUACAAUACGGUACUUUUUAUGACAAGGUUCCACCGUCUGGUUUCUCUUUAUUACACCAAUCGGAAUGUAAAUAACACAAAUACAGGUGUAGCAGAAAGUUUGGCAGGUCUUAUUUUAGUAGAUCAAAAUGAUCUAUUGUAAAGUUUUGAUAUUUCGCCAAGCGUUGAAUUUUGACACAAACUGUGCUUUUCAUUCAGCUGUACAUAAGCCUUACAUGUACAGAUUGAUCUUAAAUUUUAAAAACACAACUGCAAUAACAAUGCUGCCCUCUACAGGUUGUAAAUAGUUGAGCAAAUGUUACUCUGACAAGAUAAUAAAAAGUAAUUUUCA
Nematolebias whitei (Rio pearlfish) is the source of this 11763-nucleotide messenger RNA. It is a transcript of the gene crybg1a, whose product is annotated as crystallin beta-gamma domain containing 1a. The record is from RefSeq and is a predicted model, not a curated record. The transcript is spliced from 22 exons. Bases 1 to 11133 code for a protein of 3710 amino acids. Lineage: Eukaryota; Metazoa; Chordata; Actinopteri; Cyprinodontiformes; Rivulidae.